Haliotis rubra (blacklip abalone) is the source of this 7125-nucleotide messenger RNA. RefSeq lists its product as uncharacterized. The coding region runs from base 631 to 1440 and encodes 269 amino acids. Lineage: Eukaryota; Metazoa; Mollusca; Gastropoda; Lepetellida; Haliotidae. The record is from RefSeq and is a predicted model, not a curated record. The transcript is spliced from 3 exons.
AGUUGGACAUGUUCAAUAAAACUUUGAUCUGAUGUACCGGGGACGGCCAUGGUAUACAGGAAGGGUAGGCUUUGAUGAUUGGAGGCCAAUUCUUGUUCACUGUUAGAGUGAGUCCGUGAACACUUCACACCUACAGACCGAUAGCCUACCGCGUGUGAGCGCGGCAAACUCUCCAUGUCGUCUGCUUGGCUGUAUGUACUGGGGACGCUCGCCUCUCGCGAGCCCAUCAUUGAUCAAUAGACUCAGUUUGUUAUGUAUGGAGGUAACACCGAUAUGAUUUAGAGCUUUAAAAGUAGCCAAGCUGUAACAGCGGACGGGCGCUUUAGCCAUUCGGUGUCGUCUGCUGCAGGGCCGACCACUUGCUCGCCGCUCGCGGGAAUUUGAACGGGCGUUUAUCUCGCUGCUACGUCACGAGGCUUGGGAGUCCACAGUUUGUCAUGUGUUCGGCUGAAUGUCACAUCCGACUUGAGCAGUUCUUAAGUAGGUCAAAUUCCGACCACACCAUAUGAAGCGAAGCAUGUUGUGAACUGAUCGCGGAUAACGGUGGAGUUUACUUUCCGGGGAUUUUGCAAUGUCUAGUCUGUGAGUGUGACGAAAUCGGAGUGUCCAGUCAUUCAAGUUCUCGGCGACAUGGCCACGAAGUCGGAAAAGUUAGCUUUGUCUAUUUUCACAGCCGUUUUGUUGCUAGUGGGGUUCGGGCUUGAACUUUCGGGUUCUUUCGUCCCGAUGUGGACAGCCCCGAAAAAUAAAACAGAAGGCGAUGUGAGAUUUAGUCUGUGGACUCGCGUGGAGUGUUUUGAUACAAUUUGUACAACAAAACAACUGAGAAUAAAAUGGGAGACUACGGAGUGUGUGGAAGAAAAUGGACAGGAAAACUGCAAGAAAACCUCUGGAUACAAAACCAAGCCCAAGACAGAGUGUCGGAAGGCAGACUAUUGUAACAGUACUUGGCAUCACGAAGAAGAUUUCGACAGGGUGCCUUCUUUACUCAUGGUCUCCAAAUGUUUCGUGACUCCAGGAUUUGUGACGGGGUUUAUCGCCCUCAUUUUAUACAUCAUCAAAAUCAUCAUUAUGAUGCGGUCACAGGUCAAAACGUUACAUCUCAAGGCCGCGUACUUGACCUUCGCAGCUGUUGGAGGAGCUGCCGCCGGAGUGGGAGUGAUAAUAUUCUGUGCCAUGCUUGAUAAGGAGGUGUACAAGCUGGAGUGGGGCCCCGCGCUGCCGGGAGUUGGCGGAAUCCUGCAGCUGGGCGUGGCGUUCGGAGGAUACCUCAGCUGGAGAGAUAAAUAUGGCGACGAUUUUGAUGACAUAAGCCUGUCAUCCGAUCGCCCUACUGACAAACCUACCAAACGGAAAAGGGAUUACAUUGAUUGGGAGACGUCCAACAAUUCCGAAAUAUACCCCGCGUCUACCCCGUUACCCGUGACGUCAAACGUAUGACGUCAGGGAUCACGUGACGUGUAAUACGUCAUUACAUAUGUGAUAAUUCACUGGACUACAGAGGUCGUAGCUGGAAAGAGGAUACGAUGGAGUGUAUCUGAUAUUGGUGCUGAAGAUGAGCCCCGCAUCAAAUGCAUUAACGGGACUAUAUUUAGACGCCAAAAAUGUGAAUUACGGACGUAUUCUUCCGUUAAUAACCGGAAGUUGGAUUUAUGUGUAUAUUGCUGCCAAUUCAAAAGCGAGGAUGACAGUACAAUCAAAGGGACCAAAGACGUCACAAGAUCAGGAACUGGCAAUUCUGCGACCUCUACCAAUCGGUGCCUCCCGUAACCCGGGCAAAUACAACAGCUCAUCCAUAGUUUCUAGUGGCCUGCGAUCGCAUGCGAUCCCGAAUUUUGACUAGAACGGUGCACCAUACAUGUCUUCCACUGCCCCAAACGUACGAGUGCGUGCGUGCAAUGUCUUCCUGCUUAAGAAGACAUUGACAGGAAAUUGGUGGCAAGGUUGAACUCUGACGUACGCAGAGAUCAGAUGGUGGAUAUUUUUCAAGAAUAUGUGUACAUUGAUAUAUCUGGUGUUUGACAAGAACGUGGAUUUUGUAUCUGUUAAAGCUAAUUGGAUGUUUUUGGUUCACAUUUUGCCUUAUAUGGAAGCAGUUUUUUGUCGUAGCCUUGUAAGAGAAGUCUACCGUCCCGUGUCCAUCCGGGUCCCCUGACUCCUGGCCCAGAGUACCCGGACGCCCUGUGUCUGUUUGAGAUGCUGCUAGUCGGCCAACUUGUAAUAGCUUUAGACCAAACUUUAUAUUGAUAUGUCUCCGCUUAGUCUGGCAGUAAUCAUCUUGGUUAAUAACCUUUUGGAGUACACAUCCUGGCUUAUCCAGGCUUAUACUUAUUGCGGGAAUGAAACUGGAGGAAUGCGUUAUAAGGAAGAUCACCAACAGAAUAAGUUUCCAGUAUUCGACACUGAUACAGCAAUUGUUAUCAAGCCUACAGUAAAAACGGCAAGGGCAGUUAAAGCGAUGUAUCAAAUACCUUUAACAGUUUUUUCCUCAAUCUCUGGUUCUUAAAAACAGAUAAUUCAUCCCUUAAUUUUUUUAAUUAUCCAAUUUAUUUUCCAAUUUAAGUCUUAAAUUGCCGCGUGAGCUGGAAGGGCAGUGUUUUGUGUCAGAAGUGUGUGAGAGAGUACCAUGAUUCGAAAGCAAUUCACGUUUCAACUGUCAACCCCUCUGCUAUUAGGAGAGUAAUCGAAGAAAAUCGACAUUCUCCUUGCUGAGCAAAAGUAAAUAUUCUUGCUGCGUUUUGACUAUCUUGACGUUAAGCUUCUGUUAACAACUAAAUCUCUGCACAAAUACAAUACAGCUCAUGAGGGAGAAUCGCAGUCUGAUCAGAUCGAAGAAAAGACAUUUGGAUCGGUAUCCUCUGUCAAUACAUACCAAAAGGUCAUUCGAGUCUUAUGAGUUGAAUAAUUUGUAAAACGAACACGGCAGCCUAAACUCCAAACAGUGAUACAUCGCUGUCUGUCCUAUCUUUCAUGUGUAUACUAUACGUAGCACGUGCUGAACUGGAGCUUGAACAAAACCUACAAAGGUCAAGGCUGCAAGGCAGAUAACUCUGAAGUCAACAGAAUGGAUACCACUGUCUGUUAAUAUCGAUACGUGUAAUCCCAGGUUACCUAGUCAUUAACAAUUCAUUGUUGAUUUAUGUAUCUGCCACCCAGCUAUUCUUGCCAUUGAGUUAACUGCUGAACCGUAGGUAACACCGUGUCAGACAAAGCUCAGGCAUAUGGUUGCAAGUUUGGUAGAAGUCACGUGAUAGAAAGAACCCCAUUAUAACACCGAAAUUAUACGUAGAUCUAGUCCUCGUUUUUACGUUUUCAUUAGUACUGGUCACCUGAUAUAUCAACUCAUUUAUACAAUUUUUUGGUCCUCGAUAUGUCUCAUUUUCAGUGUAUACAAUUAUACACCAUCAUUUGUUAACAAUCAUUUUUAUCACAGUCAUCAUUAAUAUACCAGUUUCUCCAAGUAUAAAUAAAGUCUUUUGUUUCUCACAUUUACAAAAGGGGUCAAUCUCCCCAUAAAUAUGUUCCCACAGAGGUACAAUGUGAGAAGUCGUUUCUCAAACACUCUCUGCAACUGUGGCUACACCUCCAGGCGAUAUAUUUGAAAGUCUUGCUAUCAGGUCUAUCUUAUGGCAAAUCUUGUCUCUCCGUACUUAACUAACAUCGUAUUUCAAACCAUGAAAGCGAGAAACAAAAGAUUUUGAUUAUGAUACACUAAAAAGAUCAACCUACUCCUACGUAGUCUGUACGUGCCGUCAGUGACGAACUUUACCAUUUGUAAUAUCAUACUAUCGUGUAAGUCACUGAACGUUCAUUUAGCCAUUACCAAGUAAUGAAUUCUGGCAUUAUUCUCAUAAUCUUCAUAUUACCGACUGUUUUCAGUAUUUCCAGACUCGACAGACUUUAGAAAGGCGACACCACGCAGUCAGUAUACCAAUGUUACCCUUGUGUAAUCUUAUAUAUUGUUAUGUCGUUAUUGAUUUCAGAUUUACGUUGUUAUGACAAUCACAGUGAAAUCAUUUCUGUACCGACGUACUGUACGAAUCUCCAAGGGUUGCCUGUUAUCAUUCCCAUGCCAUUUGUUUCCGCUGUUCAUGGUAAUAAGUCUCCAGCACGCGAUACCAUCAAUGAUACGACGAGAAGAAUAUAAUCCGUUUUGAUUGCAUCCCUGGCAGACUAAAAGAUGCAGAUUGCGUCAAAGCGCCUGCUUAAAUUUCAUGGCGUUGAGUUUUGAAAACAAUCGUUCCGGGUAUUACGACAAACACUGUCAGAGUUCGCGGAGUAGAGCGUCACGAAGUUCCGAUUGAUUGUGGUCUCACGAAAACGACCGAGCCUGCUGGUUACAAACGGGAGCGAGAGUUUAACAAUUCCAUGUUAAUUAUUCAAUAGUGAUUCGAUAUAACGGGACGUUCAUACGUUCUGUUAUUACUAGUGGAUUAACCCUUUCGUUUAAGACACCUCAAUUAGCUCUACAGAGUAACGUCCCUUUGGGUAAGCCGGAUACCUACUGAUAGGUGUCCCGAUUGUGUUUCUAGGUUUUUCGGUACGAUACUCGACUUCGUGGUAUUCAUAUACCCGAGCUUGUGGAAUUCAUCAACGAGAUAAAUCUGAGACUUGACCCACCAAGGAUUAUACUCCUAGAUCAAGCUGGCACGCCUAGUUAGGAGUGGAAUGCUGGUCAAACCGAUGUAAAACCCAAAUAUGGUCUCUCAGCCAAUCUGUUCUUGAUUAUAAAGGAAGUCAGUAUAUUUGAAAAAUACCCCAGUUUGACAAUCGAUGAAUGGCCAUGUAUGGUUACUUUUCACCACGCAUAUACUCAUUCAAUAACAACAAUUACAAUGAUAUCAUUUGCUAUAGCUGGAAAGGUCCAUUCCGAGUUAUCCCUUUUGUUAGCGAUUAAACCCGUCAGACUUUAUAAAGAAUAAUAUAAUAUUGUAUGUGUAUGUUAAGAAAGGGGUAAGAAAGACGUCUUAUUAAUUAAUUGUUAUAUUUGAGUUUGUAUAUAGGAAAUAUGAGCCUGUAAUCAUAUCCGCCAAUACGAACACGUACAUGAGCAUACAAAGGCACAUGUUUAACGCCUUUUUCAAAUAUUUUACGUGCGCUUCAGUAUAAUCAUGGUCACGACUUGGCCUUACUAACCGCUCUAUAGACAUUGAUUAGCAUACGGUGAUGUCAAUAAAACGCUCAUGGAGUGUAGGAGCUGUAUACUUAGAGUGGAUGCUAACAAUAUUUAGCUGUAUGACAUUUCAUAUAGGAAUUGAGGUAAUAUAGGAAUCUGAUUGGCUGAAAUAUCACCCGAGAAGAUGUUUAUUGUGGUUCUGUACAAACUUGACACUCGGGGGAAAAUAAGUAUGAUGGGAACCUACUAGUAUUUGGAAAGCAAAACCUUUAUUGUUUUCGUAAUAUAGCCUUCCUGCGCUCCUUUGUCGUUUUUGACAUCCCGAUAUUAACUUUCCUAGCCGAACUUUAUGAAGUACUUGUGAGAUUACACAUUCCAUAUAUGAACUUUUCAUUUGUUGCCUGUAUGCAUAUUUCAAUAUUCAUUAAUUCUUGUUUGUAGCUUUGAUGCUUAAAAAUCGUUCUUCAUGACCGCCUUUUUAUUUGAAUAAGAUGUAAGCGACAUGCCGACGAUACUGCGCAUGUCUUUGGGUUUGUCAAAAAUGGAAUGUGAGAUAUCUGAAACGAAACCUAUGCAUCCAUGCUGCUGAUGCGAGCGGCAUCUCAGGUGAUGAGAUAGUUAUAAAGAAUUCAGGCAACCUUUACAACCACCUUGCAGGUGUUAAACACCACCCAAGACUAACUUGGAAAUAGUUAGUUUCCGUUAAAUUAGGACGCAGUUUAGUUUAACAACGAUCAUUUAGAUUUUGCUAAGUAAAAAGAGAAAACUCAAACAAUUAUUCUCAUAAGUAAUAUAUCCUAACCCUCUAACGUUAUUUCUGUGAUCAAAGCUAGGUUUAUUUAUAGAGGUCAAUGAUAUAAUCAAAGACAUUGUAUAAGAAUGUGUUAAUAUCACGCCUGCAUUGUCGUCAUUGUCAUUAUCAUCAUGAAUACAAUGACGUCGUCAUCAUUAUCAUCAUGAAUACAAUGACGUCAUCCUCAUGAUGUUGUACAAUACCAAAUGAUUUUUUUGUUUACAUAGCAUUGUUUUGUUACAAAUUGUUUACAUCUCCAAGGGACCAAAUGUCCGUUGUUUAUUUGUAAAUAUUGGUUGUUAUAAACUGUAUAAACAACAGGACUGGGUAUUUUGAUAAUCAAUUUUCUUUAUUAUGAAUUAAAUGAAAUAUAAUACCAGCGCUUUGUGUAUACACUGGACAAAGAGAAAUGUCAAGACAGUGAAUAGGACACUUUGAGGAUUGCAUUCACUCACUCACUCACUCACCCAUCUAUAUUACGGGUGGGCGAAUGUUUGUCAUUUUGGGGAUAUUCCCUUUGAAUACACGUGUCAUUUUUAUGGAUCGAUCCUUUUAUUUGGGAGGGGGGAGGGAUGAUUAGGGUGUCAAGACAAUCGAACUGUCGGUGUUUCUCUUGUUUUACUUAACAGGCGUCCUUGUUUUCAAAUUUUCAUUUUUUGUUUUCAUAAUAACCGAUUGCCUAUAUUUCUAUGGGAAUCCGAGCUCAAUAAUGUUUGAAAAUGCCUAAACCGAGUAUAAAAUGGUCGAUCCUUAGGUGUGAUCCUUAGGUGUGUUUUGACUUCUGCGGAAAUCAGUUGCUCCACAGACAGUGAAAACGAAAAUUGUGAUUCACAAAUAUGUAAAAAAGAACCACCCUCCUAACAGUUAUAAUCGAAAGGACAAAUACAUCUUAAGUAACAGAAAGUAACAAUUUACAAAAUAGCCAUACGUUGAUGACAUCUGUAGUUACAGAACCAAUGAUAAAUAAAUGAGACAUGCUUGUCCAGGGUGACACCUUUCUCAGACUAACCCCUGAGACGAAUAAUGAAACGGACCGCAUGUCAGUCCCUUUGUCACAGUGUAUGGUAUCGCGAUGUACGUUACGAGAUUUUGUUUCGCCGAUCGUAAGCGUCAUUAAGAGAAUGUUACGGUAUUUUUAUCUGAUUUUUGUACAUUAUUUUUUCUGUUCCUGUAACUAAUUUCCAGACUGCGCAAAUAAAGCUGUAUGACCUAUUGA